ACAAGACAGAGCAUGUGUGAAGGAGCUGAGUUGGAAUUUGUUUUCCCCCAGUCCUUGAGAUAUGAAUCGCAGAAGGAACAUGAGUGUUUUAAGCCACUGAAUUAUUUUCUAAUUUUCAUUUUUCCCAGGAGAUAAGUCGCUCAAACCUGGUGCGCAAUGAGCGCGUCUGCAGGGACGGGAGUGUUUGUGCUCUCCUUGAUGUCCAUCCCCAGCUGCUAUUUAUUUAAUUCCCUUCUCUACAACAACAGCGUCAGUGCGGAAGCUUUCGUUUUCGCUGGGUUGGCGACAGUCUUCACCUUGGUCAUUUCCGCCCGUUUUAUGCUCAAGAAGAAAGUUCCAGUGGAUCCUCUUUUCUAUGUGUAUGCAGUGUAUGCAUUCCUCAGUGUGGUGAAUCUGAUCAUUGGGCUGGAGCAGGACAACAUCAUUGAUGGAUUUGUGACGUUUUAUCUCAGGGAGGCAAAUCCACAUAUUAAUACAGCACAUGGGCACAUGAUCUCCUACUGGGAUGGCUGUGUGCAUUAUCUCAUGUAUCUUCUCAUGAUUGCUGCGAUUACUUGGGGGGACAAUUACCGAGCCAUAGGACUAUACUGGGUGGGAUCUUUUCUCAUGCGUGCCAUAGUCUACAUUCUUGGGAAUGCUGUGGGGAAAUAUGGGACCCAAGUUAAUCCUCUCUUCCUCCUCCACAUGUUGUAUAUCUCUGUGUCUGUGUGGGCCUGCUUCCGCAUCUUCAGCCAGCCCUCCACACGGGACGUUCAGCUGACAAACAUCCAGGAGAAAGAAAGAAAGGGUUUACUCCACAGACCUCUGGACUUGCUGUUCAUCAUCUACCUCAUUCCUGCUUUUGCUUUCUGUGUCUUCAGGGGCCUGGUUGUUCUGGACUGUUCCAGCAAGUGGUGUCAAGGCUACACACAACAAUAUGAACCUUACCUGAAAGACCCUUCAGCCUAUUCUAAAAUACAGAUGCUGGUGAGCAUGCUGUACUCUGGACCAUACUACAUCAUUACGCUGUAUGGGUUGAUGGUCCCAGGAUGUGAGUGGAUGCCAGAUCUGACUCUUGUGCACUCAGGAGCUGUGGCACAGGCCCAGUUCACUCAUAUGGGUGCAUCACUUCACACACGGACACCGUUCUCCUACAGAGUGCCUGCUGGUGGCCAGUCUGUCUUCUUGCUGGUCAAUAUCCUGUACGCUCUGAUGCCUCAGGCUCUGUGCUACCGCUGCCGCACCAAGCCUGCCUUCUUUCUCAGGUCAACACCAGAGAAGAAGACUGACUGACAGGGCCAGGGAUGUCGAGAAUGCCUAAAUAAAAGGCUGAAGCAUUUGCAAAGCACUGCUCUGUAUUUGCAGCUAUUAACAGUUGCUAUUUUUGGCGAUGGAGCUUCAACCUUUCACCUUAAUUAGGGGUUAGUGGAGGCUUUGGAAACGAUAAAAUACUGCAGUUUCAAACAGAGUUUCUGUGAAUCAUUUUUAAAAAUGUGAACAUACAUUUGAAAAAUAAAAGUGUUUUGUGUAAAGCAACCACAGGGAGGCACACAUAGUUUCACAGUGCGGAUUGGUUUGUGCAUUCUAGACUUAUGAAUAGUAUUCAAACUACUUGACAAUACUUAUUGUUUUUAUAUUUUUGGUACACUUCUGGUUACAAAAAUGCUCCUCUUGUUAACACUAUGGUUUCAGUGCAGUGCCUUUUUGUUUGGCAAAUUAAGAAAUGUGUUUAGGUUUCCUUAUAGGCUUAUAUUAUUUAUAAGAUGGAUUGGUAUUAAGGACAUUUGUUACUGUCAUUUGAAAUGUACUUGUCACACUGAAAGAAUGUAUGAUAAGUUUUGAUGCAUUUCUCACAAAUUUUUUUUAACUUAUAAAGGGAUUUUAAUUGGUAUUGUUUGAUUCACGGGCAAAUAUAUUGGAGAUGUUCAUAUCAGGAAUAAACAAUGCAAUGGCAUUCAGAAAUGCUUUAAAUUUUACAUUUCCUAAGGUGUUUUCCUCCUCUGUUAAUGUUUUUUUGGGGGGAUUUUUUCCUUUUCCGAAGCAAGGGUUGAAAAGGUGGAAGUUGCUGUAUGUUGUACAGAUUGUAAAGCCUAAGGCAAGUUUUGGAUUUUUUGAUAUCGGGCUGUAUAAAUAAAUAAAAAUGACUUGA
Centropristis striata (black sea bass) is the source of this 2128-nucleotide messenger RNA. Its product is annotated as transmembrane 6 superfamily member 1-like. The record is from RefSeq and is a predicted model, not a curated record. Lineage: Eukaryota; Metazoa; Chordata; Actinopteri; Perciformes; Serranidae. The transcript has 10 exons. Bases 157 to 1272 code for a protein of 371 amino acids. Gene Ontology annotation, cellular component: lysosomal membrane.